This is a messenger RNA of Sciurus carolinensis (gray squirrel), 1981 nucleotides long. RefSeq names its product nei like DNA glycosylase 2 (gene Neil2). NCBI's taxonomy places the organism in Eukaryota, Metazoa, Chordata, Mammalia, Rodentia, Sciuridae. Gene Ontology annotation, biological process: base-excision repair. The transcript is spliced from 5 exons. The coding region runs from base 236 to 1237 and encodes 333 amino acids. Gene Ontology annotation, cellular component: nucleus. Gene Ontology annotation, molecular function: DNA N-glycosylase activity; damaged DNA binding; zinc ion binding. The record is from RefSeq and is a predicted model, not a curated record.
CCCGGAUCCUCCCCGCCCUCGUCCAAGGAGACCGAAGGGUUGGACUUGCGAGUCUCGGAGGUGCGGCCGGUCAAAGGGCCGCCGACCCAGACGGGUGAGUCCGGCCGGCCGCCCCUGGGUCCGCCGCCGGCCGGAAGGGUGGCGUAGGGGACCCGGCCUCGCCGCAGCGGGCUGCCUCCCCCGCCAGAGCCCAGGCCUCGGGUCCUGUCUCCCUGCGCUCGUGCGCCACGUAGGGAUGCCAGAAGGACCAUCUGUGAGGAAAUUUCACCAUCUGGUCUCCCCCUUUGUGGGUCAGCAGGUGGUCAAGACAGGGGGCAGCAGUAAGAAGCUAUGCCCCACCACCCUUCAUUCUCUGUGGCUGCAGGACACCCAGGUACAUGGAAAAAAAUUAUUCCUUAGAUUUGAUCCAGAUGAAGAAAUGGGGCCCCCUGCCAGCAACCCACUGCCAGAGCCUUUACAAAAAGAAGCACAGAAGGAAGAGGCUGUGGCCCCCGAACCAGCCUUGGGGCCCAACAGACAAAAAACCUCUGAUGAACCCUCCCAGCCCACGGAGCUUGAGCCCCACGGAUUGGAUGUUCCUGAGAGUUUGUGGGGAGAGAGCCCUGCCACAGGUGCCCAGAGGUGGCUGCAGGUCAGCUUCGGUUUGUUUGGCAGUGUCUGGGUGAAUGAGUUCUCCAGAGCGAAGAAAGCCAACAAGAGAGGCGACUGGAGGGAUCCUGUGCCCAGGUUGGUCCUGCACUUCGGUGGUGGAGGCUUCCUAGCAUUUUAUAAUUGCCAGAUGUGUUGGAGCCCUUCCCCCGUGGUCAAACCUACCUGUGACAUCUUGUCUGAAAAGUUCCAUCGAGGACAAGCCUUGGAGGCUCUGGGCCAGGCUCAGCCCGUGUGCUAUACACUCUUGGACCAGAGAUACUUCUCAGGGCUAGGGAACAUCAUUAAGAACGAAGCCUUGUACAGAGCUGGGAUCCACCCGCUUUCUCUGGGUUCGCUCCUGAGUGCCUCUUGUCUGGAGGCUCUUGUGGACCACGUGGUGGAGUUCAGUACCGACUGGCUUCGGGGCAAGUUCCAGGGCAUGCCGCAGCACACGCAGAUCUACCGGAAGGACCAGUGUCCUGCUGGCCACCAGGUCCUGAAGGAGGCCCUUGGGCACCCAGGUGGGUUCCAGAGGCUCACCUGGUGGUGCCCGCAGUGCCAGCCCCGGCUGCCCCCUGAGGAGCCCCAGCAGCUCCAGCACCCCUAAAGCGCUCAGGCCCUUCUUCACAGAACUUGCCCUGAGGAUUGUGGUGCCUGUGUGUCCAGAAGGGAAGGUGAGGGCAGGGAUUGUAGGUGGCCACACAGGACAGUGUGGGUAUGAGACAGCAGUAUUGUUGAUGUUCUUCUCACUGCAUCACGUCCGAGGCACAGCUUUCAUAGGGGUAGGUUUUUCUUUUCUAGUUCCUCUAAUUCUUCCUGCCUACUUCUGUAGUGAAAGUGGAGGGCAAUCUUGACAGGUGAGGGAAGCCUCCCAGAAGGACAGUGGAGCCCUAAAACCACAGCUUGAGGGAGCAACCGUGUUCCCAGUAUUGCUGUGCAAGUGUUCUAUUUUGGAAGGUUUGGUUGAUUUUAAGGCUGUUGGUUCUGAGAAACAGGAAGACAAGUUUCUUUCCUUGUUGGCUGUGGAGGGUCCUGGGAAUGAGGAUGGAGCCACAGGAGAGAAGUGCUGGCCCAGUCUCCUGCCUCCUCCUCCCACUUGAUGGAGACCUUGGGGCUGGGCCGGCAGCAGGCCAGCCACCUUCCCAGGGUCUCCAGGGGCCAUUGAAGAGAAGCUGCUUGUUUACUCCUUAAGCUGAAGUGUUUGCAACUGUCCAUGCAUCAACAGCUCAGGAACCAAAGGAUGCAGAGAAUCACUCCCUCAGGUUGUUCGGAACCUAGAUGAAGCUGGGGCAGCAACAUUGCUAUUCUCUGUGUCAUCUUUAUUUGGCAGUAAAGGUUUGUUUUUUUGUUU